Lutzomyia longipalpis is the source of this 2270-nucleotide messenger RNA. RefSeq names its product neuroendocrine convertase 1-like. Gene Ontology annotation, molecular function: serine-type endopeptidase activity. Lineage: Eukaryota; Metazoa; Arthropoda; Insecta; Diptera; Psychodidae. The coding region runs from base 289 to 2175 and encodes 628 amino acids. Gene Ontology annotation, biological process: protein processing. The transcript has 5 exons. The record is from RefSeq and is a predicted model, not a curated record. Gene Ontology annotation, cellular component: Golgi membrane; trans-Golgi network.
AAAUGAGAGAAAAAAUCAUUUUAAAGAGUUUCUGCUGCUUGGAGUUUGUUUAUGCUCUCUUCUUGUAUCUCUGCCUGCACAUAAUCAAUUGAUAAGCACGAAUGUGAGGGAACAACAUUGUGGUGGAGUGUUGUGGUGGUUGUCCCUGUGCUAUAAGGUGCGAAUGCUCCCCAUUCGUGCCAUUUAUCCAUUCUGCGAUAGUCUCUCAGUGAAACCACACGCGCUUUUAUCCAUUUCUUCUGCAAAUAUUUUCAAUUUUUUCUUUCUAAUAACAUUUUCCGCGUAAAGAUGCAAUUUGUCGCUUUGGGGCUUCUUAUUCUUGCAUCUGUGACAUGUGGGAGUUACCGUGAUUUGCAUCCUGGACGUUUUUGGGUUGUUCGUUUGCGUGAAGGUCUAACAGAUUGGGAUGCUGGACAAUUGGCACAAAUGAGUGGCUACAGAGUGUACAGGAAGGUGACUGGCUUCCCGGAUAUUUUUGUCUUUGAACGCCAAGAGAGGGCUUUUGUGAAUCCCAAUGGGAAACGUUCGGAGAGUGCUGGAGUGAGGGAUCUCCGUGAGAUUGGGGAAGUUAUGUGGGCAGCACAACCGGAACGACUUAAGCGCGAUAAGAGAAGUAUUCUCAGGAUUUUUGAUGCGCCUGACAAUGCCCUGGAGGAGGAUUAUCCACAGCAGUACGACGAUGAGCCUCAAUGGCCUGAAUUUAAUGAUGAAUUGUGGCAACAUGAAUGGUAUUUGAAGGACACAAGGAGCCUUCCGGGACUCCCAAAAUUGGACCUCAAUGUCCUGCCAGUGUACGAACGAGGGAUAACGGGGCGUGGGAUUCGUGUAGCCGUCCUGGAUGACGGUGUGGAGUACACGCAUGAAGAUCUAGCGGAGAAUUAUGAUCCCGAAAUUAGUUGGGAUUGCAAUCACGACACUCCCGAUGCUCGACCGAAUUUCCAGGAUCACGUCAACAGCCACGGGACACGGUGUGCCGGUGAGAUAGCCAUGGUGGCGAAUAAUCGCAAAUGCGGCGUUGGCAUUGCCUUUGGGGCCAAAGUGGGUGGGAUUAAGCUCCUCGGGGGUCAUGUGUACGAUCUAAUUGAGGGCAUGGCUUUGGGGUUUGCUCACGACAAAGUGGACAUCUAUAGUUCCUCAUGGGGCCCAACGGAUGAUGGGAAAACCGUCGAGAGACCCGGUCUCCUGGCACGGGAAGCCAUUGCGCGAGGCGUAAGAAAGGGGAGGCAGGGAAAGGGCGCAAUCUUUGUGUGGGCAAGUGGCAAUGGGGGCAGUCGGAGUGACAAUUGCAACUGCGAUGGAUACGCUGGGAGUAUCUACACCGUAACCGUUGGCAGUGCAAGCCAGCAUGGAACUAAACCGUGGUACGGUGAGGUAUGCUCAUCAAUCCUCACGGUCACCUACUCCUCAGGGGCGUAUGAGGAUCAAAUGAUAACGACAACGGAUGUGGGGAACAAGUGCACAGUACGACAUACAGGAACUAGUGCUUCUGCCCCAUUAGCAGCUGGAAUAAUUGCCCUGGGACUGGAAGCCAACCCCAACAUCACCUGGCGCGAUGUUCAGCACAUAAUCGUCAAUACAGCCGAAUAUAUUCCACUGCAGGCAAAUAAGGGAUGGACUGAGAAUGCUGCUGGUCUCCUGUACAACAUCCGCUUUGGCUUUGGCCUCAUGAAUGCCGAUGCUUUCGUCACAGCAGCCUCCACGUGGAUGAAUGUUCCCCCUAAAAGCACCGAGAUCAUCCUCCCGAAGGAUUUUGCAGCGCCACGCAAUCUCUCCACGAGUAUUGGGACCAUUUCCGUGACAUUUGAAAAUGCAACAGGACGCAUUCGCUACUUGGAGCAUGUGGAAGUUCAAGUGGAUUUGGGCUACACUGAACGUGGGGUCCUUGAGAUCUUUCUCACAUCACCGCGUGGGACGAAGGUACAAUUGCUCACGAAGAGGAAUCGCGAUAAGUCCAAAGAGGGUUUUCGUCCGUGGAUUUUUAUGUCUGUCGCCACGUGGUCAGAGGAUCCGCGUGGAAUGUGGGAGGUGCAAAUUCUCGACACGAGCCCUUUGGGGAUUUUCAAUUCCGGCUCAUUGAAUGAUUGCAAGCUCAUUCUGCAUGGAACGGAAGAGAUUCCUCCACAUCUCAAGGAUGGCCCCCGUGUGUACAACAUGAACUACGUACGACGCGUGUAAGAGGUCAUACAAUUCAAUGUUUUAUAGAUAAAUUUAAUAAAUUCUUAUUGUAUAAAUUUUUAAUGUUCGUCAGAUAAAGAAUGAUCAGAUAAAGA